GAGGGAAUUGGAGUUGUUAGAAUGAGAAAGUGUUGGUUUGUUGGAGUGUUGUUUGUGGUGGCAUAUGGAAGCUUGUUGGUAGAAGGGUACCCAAUUGAAGAUCUAGUUGUGAAGCUACCAGGCCAACCCAAAGUUAAAUUCAGUCAAUAUGCUGGUUAUGUUGAUAUAGAUAUAAAACAUGGGAGGAGUCUCUUCUAUUAUUUUGUUGAGGCUGACCAUCUCCCUCACAAAAAGCCUCUCACCCUAUGGCUCAAUGGAGGUCCGGGAUGUUCCUCUAUUGGAGGAGGUGCUUUUACUGAAUUGGGUCCAUUUUAUCCUUCUGGUGAUGGACGCGGUCUACGAAAAAAUUCAAAGUCCUGGAAUACAGUUUCCAAUAUCCUCUUUGUGGAGUCUCCCGCUGGAGUUGGUUGGUCAUACUCAAAUACAACUUCUGAUUAUAACAUUGGUGACGCCUCCACAGCCAAUGACAUGCUUUUGUUCAUGCUGAAAUGGUACGAGAAGUUUCCUUCAUACAAAUCGAGGAAGUUGUUUCUUACCGGAGAAAGUUAUGCAGGACAUUACAUACCUCAAUUAGCCAAUGCCAUUCUUGAUUAUAAUGCUCAUUCAUCAAGUUUCAAAUUCAACAUAAAAGGAGUUGCCAUUGGAAACCCACUUCUGAAAUUGGAUCGUGAUAGACAAGCAACAUAUGAAUAUCUCUGGUCACACGGAAUGAUUUCGGAUGAAAUUGUUCUUGCCAUUAGGAAUGAUUGCAAUUUUGAUGCAUCUUAUGAUAACUUAUCUAAAUCAUGCAAAGAAGCCAUAAAUGUCACUAGGAAAAUUGUGAGCCAGUAUGUAGACAACUAUGAUGUGAUUCUUGAUGUGUGUUAUCCAGCUAUAGCUGAACAAGAAAUCAGAUUGAAAAAGAUGGCUACUAAAAUAAGUUUAAGUGUAGACGUUUGUAUAGAUUAUGAAAGCUUUAAUUACCUCAACCUGCCUGAGGUUCAGAAGGCUCUCCAUGCCAACCGUACUAAUCUGCCAUAUCCAUGGGGCAUGUGUAGUGAUGUUUUGAAUUAUAGCAACACAGAUCCUGACGUUGAUAUGCUUCCAAUUCUCAAACGGAUAGUUCAAAAUCAUAUUCCAAUAUGGGUUUACAGUGGAGACCAAGAUUCAGUUGUUCCAUUACUAGGUUCUCGAACACUCAUUCGUGAACUAGCUCAUGACAUGAAAUUCAAGAUUACAGACUCAUAUAGAGUUUGGUUCCACAAAGGGCAGGCUGGAGGUUGGGUAACUGAGUAUGAAAAUUUGUUGACUUUCGCCACUGUAAGAGGAGCGGGUCACAUGGUGCCAUAUGGACAACCUUCUAGGGCAUUACAUCUAUUCAGCUCCUUUGUGCAUGGAAAGAGAUUGCCAAACACUACUAAACCCUCAAUUGGAGAAUGAAUUGUAU
Messenger RNA from Medicago truncatula (barrel medic), 1426 nucleotides. Its product is annotated as serine carboxypeptidase-like 42. Bases 22 to 1419 code for a protein of 465 amino acids. The transcript has 10 exons. Gene Ontology annotation, biological process: proteolysis. The record is from RefSeq and is a predicted model, not a curated record. Gene Ontology annotation, molecular function: serine-type carboxypeptidase activity. NCBI's taxonomy places the organism in Eukaryota, Viridiplantae, Streptophyta, Magnoliopsida, Fabales, Fabaceae.